GCGGUUGAACCCGAGGAGAGUCUCUUUGAGCUGCUGUUGUUAUUGAGAGGAUGGGAAGGAGAAGUUGGUGAGAGGAGGCAGAAUAGACGGAGCAGCCAUGACGUGGAGGAGCCCCCUGGCUGUGGUCAGGGAUGCGUUGAGAGGUCAGAGGGCACGGGAGAAAGACCUCCGCAACUUGGUGUCCAAUCUGCCUUUCGAGGGACUAGAGGAGGCGAAGCAGCCCAACCGCUACUUUCUCGGCAACGCCAUCAAGACCACCAAAUACACCCUGCUCCUCUUCAUCCCCAUGAACCUGUUUGAGCAAUUUCACCGUCUGGCCAACCUCUACUUCGUGGGCCUAGCUAUUCUGAACUUUGUCCCCGUGGUGAACGCGUUCCAGCCCGAGGUAGCGCUUAUUCCAAUCUGUGUCAUUCUGUCUCUGACGGCUUUGAAGGACGCCUGGGAGGACUUCAGGAGGUACAAGUCAGACAGGAAGCUCAACAACACACCGUGCUUCAUCUACAGCAGGAGAGAAAAAGAGUUCAUGGAAAGGCGUUGGAAGGAUCUACGAGUGGGAGAUUUUGUGAAGAUUGUCUGCAACGAGAUCGUCCCAGCGGACCUCCUGCUCCUGCACACGGCGGACCCCAAUGGCGUUUGUCUCAUAGAGACGGCCAACCUGGAUGGAGAGACCAACCUGAAGCAGAGGAGGGUGGUGCCUGGCCUCUGCAUCUCAGAUCCUGAGUUUGAACCUGAAAGCUUCAACAGCAUCGUAGUGUGCGAGAGGCCCAACAUCAAUCUGAAUCAUUUCAAGUGUUAUGUAGAGAACCCUGAUAAAGAGAAGGUGGGCGCUGGACUGGAGAGUCUGCUGCUUCGAGGCUGCACAGUGAGAAACACGGACCAUGCUGUGGGCUUUGUGGUGUAUGCAGGACACGAAACCAAGUCCAUGCUCAACAACAACGGGCCGAGGUACAAGCGCAGCAAACUAGAGCGGAAGCUGAACACAGACGUCAUCUUCUGCGUCAUUCUCCUCCUCGUCAUGUGUAUCAUCGGGGCAGUAGGUCACUUCUUAUGGCUGCAGGCUCUGCCCACUGUGCCCCCUUACCUGGUCCCCCAAAGCACGGGUCACCUGGACAGUCCUGCUCUGUCCGGCUUCUACAUGUUCUUCACCAUGAUCAUCCUGCUGCAGAUCUUGAUACCCAUCUCCCUGUACGUGUCCAUCGAGCUGGUAAAGAUCGUUCAGGUUUACCUCAUCACCAAUGAUGUUGAUCUGUACGAUGAGGAGACCGACAGUCGCAUGCAGUGUAAGGCCCUGAACAUCACAGAGGACCUGGGACAGAUUGAAUACAUCUUCUCAGACAAGACUGGCACCCUCACUGAAAACAAGAUGGUGUUUCGCCGAUGUUCCAUUAUGGGCACCGAGUACCCACACAAAGAGAACGCCAUCCGUCUGACUGUCCUUGAUGAGGCGGAGUCAGAGGAGGAGGUCAUCUUCAACCAGCGGCCACAACCCUCACGCACUGGAUGGUCCCUGGAUCCUGAGGACACCAACCCCAAAGACAAACAACAUCCACCCUGCAGCAGACACAAGGGCAGGGUCUUAGGAAAUGCCCAGGGAGACGUGGCCUUCAGUAGUCCGCUGGAAACUGAGGUGAUUCCAGACAGGAAGCUGCUUCAGCAGAUUAGCGGGGCAGAGUGCAGCGGCAGGCGGCUGACAGAUCCCUACCUGGACUUCUUCCUGGCUCUCGCCAUUUGCAACACUGUGGUGGUUUCCAUGGCAACAGCUUCCAGACAGAGGAAGAGUUGGCUCCCACACCACAGACACACAAACAACCCUCUGGACACUUUGUCCAGCCUGGUGAAAAGAGCUGGCUCUUUCUGUCACAUUUUCACCUCCGGGCAGCGCACACCAAUGCAGAAGCGUUCCCUCUCAGAGGACUACGUUGAAGAGGAGGAUAUUAAUCCGCCUUUAAAGAUGGAGACGACUGAAAACACUGAUGACAAAAAAAAAACACGUUCGCCCCGUGCAACCUCAGAUAAUCUCAGCUACGAGGCGGAGAGUCCGGAUGAGGCCGCCCUGGUGUACGCGGCCAAUGCCUAUGGCUUCAUUCUGUUGGCCCGCACCCCCGACAGUGUGACGGUGAGGCUCCCGUCUGGGGAGGACCUGGUGUUUGAGGUGCUGGACACCUUGGCCUUUGACUCCAACAGGAAGAGAAUGUCUGUGUUGGUGCGACACCCGAUCACCAGAGAGUGUGUGCUGUACACUAAAGGUGCAGACUAUGCCAUCAUGGAGCUGCUCAGCACACCAUACGCAGAGCACCUCAGUGGGAGCCAGAAGAAUAUAGCAGCUGAUACUCAGCAUCACCUUGACUGCUACGCUAAAGAAGGGCUGCGGACACUUUGCAUCACAAAGAAGGUUGUGAGUGACAAAGUGUAUGAGAGCUGGUCGCUGAACAGACAGAGAGCUCAGGCUGCUAUAGAAAACAGAGAGGAGCUCCUCAUGGAAACUGCUGUGCAGCUGGAGACCAACCUCUCCCUGCUGGGGGCGACGGGCAUCGAGGACCGUCUCCAGGAGAAUGUCCCAGACACCAUCGUGGCGCUGCGGGAGGCAGGGAUCCAGGUGUGGGUGCUGACCGGUGACAAGCCGGAGACAGCUGUCAACAUCAGCUAUGCCUGCAGGCUGCUGGAAGAGGAGGACCUGGUGAUUAACAUGAGCUGCAAAAACAAGCUCAUUUGUACAUCCAUCCUGGACAGUACUCUGGAGGAGGUGAGGCGGUACGGGGAAGACCCUCGCAACGUGGACACGACCCCAGACAUCUCUCUGGUGAUCGAUGGACGCACCCUGGCCAUGGUCCUGUCCUUGGACCUGCAGGACCGCUUCGUGGACCUGGCGAAGCGCUGCCGCUCCGUGCUCUGCUGCCGAGUCACGCCCUUGCAGAAGAGCAGCGUGGUGAAGCUGGUGCGGGAGAAGCUCAAGGUCAUGACACUCGCUGUCGGCGAUGGUGCAAAUGACGUCAACAUGAUCCAAGCAGCUGAUAUCGGCAUCGGGAUAUCGGGUCAGGAGGGCAUGCAGGCGGUCAUGGCAAGCGACUUCGCUAUAUCUCGCUUCAAACACCUGAAGAAACUCGUCCUGGUUCACGGACACUGGAGCCACACUCGACUGGCCAACAUGAUCAUUUACUUCUUCUAUAAGAAUGUGGCCUACGUGAACCUCCUGUUCUGGUAUCAGUUCUACUGCGGCUUCUCCGGCAUGGCCAUGAUCGACUACUGGCUGAUGAUUUUCUUCAACCUCUUCUUCACCUCCGUACCGCCCGUCAUGUUCGGGAUAAUGGACAAAGACAUCUCUGCAGAGAUGCUGAUGGGUGUUCCUGAACUGUACAGGACUGGACAGGGUACAGGGGACUACAACCGAAAAACUUUCUGGAUCUCCAUCCUCGAUGCCUUCUAUCAGAGUCUGGUCUGCUUCUUCAUUCCAUACUUGGCUUACCAGGACUCAGACAUUGAUGUUUUUACCUUUGGAACUCCUUUGAACACAAUCUCUCUAUUUACCAUCCUGCUGCAUCUGUCAAUAGAGAUCAAAACCUGGACGCUGGUUCAUUGGGUAGUGAUGCUGGGCAGUGUGGCGGCUUACUUCAUCGUGACGCUGGCCUACAGCGCCAUCUGCAUCACCUGUAACCCUCCGUCCAACCCGUACUGGAUCCUCCAGAGCCAGAUGGCCGACCCCAUGUUCUACCUUGUCUGCAUCAUCACCACUGUUGUGGCUUUGCUGCCCAGGUACGUGUUUCACGUGCUGAGGAACUCUAUCGCCCCCUCCCCGCUAACACAAGCCAGGCAUCUAGACCGGCUGGACCCGUCCUCAAGGGACCAGUGGAUCAAGGAGUGGAGGAGCUUCAGGGGCGGAGGGCAUGUCAAACGCUCCAGGCUGUCUACCCCACCCUCUCCCACCCUGGAGACCCCUGUGGACAUUUAUCCCCAGUCUCCCACCGCAUCUGAUAUCACCGAGGAUGAUUUUACACUGAAUGUCAUCACAAACUAUCAGAGGCCUGGACACAGAAGGAACAAAGACGUGGUGGCAUCAUGACAGGGGACAGCAGCCUGGUUAUUUAUUUAGAAAAUUGUAAAUAAUCCGCAUUGGCUCAUAAGUUGAGACAUCCCAGUGUAAUGUCUCCUUUUGUGGUGCUGGGAGUGGUGGUCUUACAUAAAUGCAGUUAGAAAGAAUCACUCCUCUAAUUCUUCAACUUGUGGCAAAUCAUCGAUCAAUGUGAUGCGUUCGUUUUGUAAUAAACUGCUCGACAAAAAGCAGGCAGGCCCACUCCUCUUUACACUCAUCAUAACAAGCUGCCACAGUGAACACAUAAGCCUGUUACUUUCCUGAUGGGUUUUCUGAGAACGGUGGUAACCCAAUUAGUUAUGCCACCCACCCCACCAAAAAAGUGCCACUUUCCCAGAACAAAAAUGCUUAGCUGGUUUAAUGUAUUCCAUUCACCUAGAUACCCUAAACAGUCGCAAUGCAUCCUGUCACUGAGGCAGAUGCCCAGAUUUUUCUAUUUAAUUUGCCUAAAUGAAAAAAUAUGUGUUUUUAUAGGCUGGGCCUGUGAUUAGUUUGGUAGUAAAACUCAUACAUUUGUGGAAUAGAUGAAGAAACAAUGUUUCCUUCAAAGGUGCCUGUGUGCGUACGUUUGUGUUUGUGUGUGACAAGUAAAAAGGUAAAUUCAAAAGAAUGUGAAGAAAAAGGAUCCUGAGCUGCAGACUCUGAUGCUUUUUUUUAUGGAAACGGAGUGUGCACAAGCCGAAUCCACUUGUUAAAAAGGCUGAGCUAUCAUUGGCAUGCUGGUACUUCAUUAUAAAGAAGCAGCAGCCGCUGUGCUUAUAUAACGUCCCACUGACUCCAGUAAGACCACUGCUGCCCUCUAGUGCUGGAAACUAAGAGCUGCAGAAAGGUCAAAUGGGACAAAGUCAUUAAAACACAUCAGACCAGGCUUCAGUGCGUCUGAGCCACGAGGACACACAAGUGAAUCAACCACAUUUUUACUGAGGAUCAAAAGUGAGAGUAAAUGGAAAAUGGCAGUUACACAGAAGCAGACCUGAGCAUAAAUAGAAAACCAUGUAAAUGUAAAUUAUACAUAUUUUACAUUUAAUUAAUAGAUACAAUCUUUUGGGUUUUAAUAUUCCAUGUUGCACAGUGCAGAACCACACACUGUGUAGGCCUGUUUUAGUCGUAUUUUUCUUAAAAUACAUUUGUACAAUAUGGUAGAAAAAAGAAUGCA
Platichthys flesus (European flounder) is the source of this 5243-nucleotide messenger RNA. It is a transcript of the gene atp10b, whose product is annotated as ATPase phospholipid transporting 10B. Gene Ontology annotation, cellular component: plasma membrane. Lineage: Eukaryota; Metazoa; Chordata; Actinopteri; Pleuronectiformes; Pleuronectidae. The coding region runs from base 98 to 4057 and encodes 1319 amino acids. The record is from RefSeq and is a predicted model, not a curated record. Gene Ontology annotation, molecular function: magnesium ion binding; ATP binding; ATP hydrolysis activity. Gene Ontology annotation, biological process: phospholipid translocation. The transcript has 21 exons.